Selaginella moellendorffii is the source of this 2882-nucleotide messenger RNA. RefSeq names its product switch 2. Gene Ontology annotation, molecular function: ATP binding; ATP-dependent chromatin remodeler activity. The transcript has 8 exons. The record is from RefSeq and is a predicted model, not a curated record. NCBI's taxonomy places the organism in Eukaryota, Viridiplantae, Streptophyta, Lycopodiopsida, Selaginellales, Selaginellaceae. Bases 1 to 2814 code for a protein of 937 amino acids.
AUGGAGACGCUGGCCAGGAAGCCCGCCAAGACGAGCAUUCGCGAGCAGCUAGAAUCGCUCGAGGCAUCCAAGGCGCGGAUCUACGGCAGCGUCAAGAGGCAAAGGUAUGAGGAUUCCAGCGGCACAGCGCAGAAGCCUCUUCAGAAAAUCGACGAGCCUCUUCUCAAGCGGCCGUGUGUGAGAAUCGAGGAAGACAAUGCUGCUUCUGUGACUGCCGAGGAAGAAUCCGGGGAAAGAUUGGACAGCGACGCUGGGCUUUUGGUACAAUCCGAGAAAGAAGGUCCAUACGAGCCUCUUUUAUUGUCAGACGAAGGAUCACCAGAGAGAGUAGAGGUUCCAGCACCGAUUAAUAGCAGGCUACUGGAGCAUCAACGUGAAGGUGUCCGGUUUCUCUACAAUCUCUACAAGCAAAAAAUCGGUGGAAUUCUGGGUGAUGAUAUGGGGCUAGGAAAGACCAUACAGUCGAUAGCUUUCAUCGCAGCUAUACUUCACAACGAUGGUGAGCUCUUUCGGCUUCCAUUCCGAUCGAAGGCAAACUUAAGUGAAGCAAAGAAGAAGGUCGUGCUGGUGCUUUGUCCAACUUCAGUGAUAGAGAAUUGGCAGCGGGAGUUUGAAGCUUGGGGAAGCUUCCCUCUCGGCGUUUACCAUGGUGCUCAAAGGGAGGCCAUCGUGGACAAGGUCCGGAGAGACGAGCUCGACGUAGUCAUUACCAGCCAUGAUACUUUUAGAAUACACGGAAGCUCGCUGCAGGAGAUUGAUUGGGACUGUGUGAUUGUGGACGAGGCACACCGCCUGAAAAACGAAAAGUCUCAGCUCUACAAGGCAUGCUGCAGGCUACGCACGAAGUGCCGCUUCGGGUUGACAGGGACAAUCUUACAGAAUAAGUUGAUCGAUUUGUUCAACGUUUUCGAGUGGGCUGCUCCGGGAUGCCUUGGGACACGAGAGCAUUUUCGAGGAUACUACGAUGAGCCAAUCAAGCAGGGACAGAAAAUCAGUGCCUCACAGGUUUUAGUAGAGCUUGCGGAGAAACGAAGACAACAUCUAUUGGCUGUUCUACGAAGGUACUCUUUGAGACGAACAAAAGACGAGACGAUAGGACACCUGCUGAAAGGGAAGGAGGACAUUGUCAUCUUCUGCGCAAUGAGUCCUAUACAGAGGCGCGUCUACAAACGUCUCCUCGAAAGUCCCGACUUUCAGUGCCUGGUCAGGAAAAACGAACCUUGUGGCUGCGGUAGUGAGGAGCCGAGCUCGAAGUGUUGCCUGAGAACUGCUCCAAAGGGACCGAUUUGGUCGUAUCUUCACAAGGGCAAUCCAGAUGGAUGCGAGUCAUGCCCCUGCUGCUUGGUUCUUCCAUGCUUGAACAAACUCCAGCAGGUGAGCAAUCAUCUCGAGCUUCUUAAGCCAAAUCUUAGUGACGAUAUCGAGAAGAGAACGAAGGACGCAGCGUUUGCAUCACUAGUGUUCGGUGACGAUGCUCCUUCUCUCGGUGGCAUUCAACCAGAUGAGAGCUUUCUCGGUUUAAGUGACUCUCAGAAUUGCGGCAAGAUGCUUGCGCUGAAGAACCUUUUGUCCAAGUGGACUUCACAAGGUGACAAGGUGCUGCUCUUUAGCUACUCUGUGAGGAUGCUUGGAAUUCUAGAGAAGUUUCUUAUUCGUCGAGGAUACUGCUUUUGCCGGCUCGAUGGUUCAACACCUAUGAAUGCAAGACAGGGCAUUGUCGACGAGUUCAAUACUAGUCCUAGCAAACAGGUGUUCCUCAUCUCUACUCGUGCUGGUGGACUUGGACUCAAUCUGGUGAGUGCAAACAGGGUGGUAGUCUUUGAUCCAAACUGGAAUCCAGCACAAGAUCUCCAAGCGCAAGAUCGCUCUUUCCGCUUUGGUCAGAAACGCCAUGUCACUGUGUUCCGGUUACUGGCUGCAGGGUCUUUGGAGGAGUUAAUUUAUACCAGGCAAAUAUACAAGCAGCAGCUUUUCAACCUUGCAGUCACGGGAAAUCGCGAGAAGCGAUACUUCGAAGGAGUUCAGGACUCCAAAGGUGACAAAGGGGAGCUUUUUGGACUGAGCAACCUGUUCCGGGAUCUUCAAGACAAAGUCUUCACGAGUGACAUCAUUGAGCAGCACGAAGAGAGAUUAAUGAAGAUACAGGUCGAAAGUUACGACAGCGACAGUGAUGGACCGUGUAGGCCUCGUAGAGGGAGGCCAAGAGCUCUUGAGAACGACGGGGAUGAAGAAGAAGAUGACGAGCAUGGAGUCAGCGGCCUUGCUCGUCUGGUGAAAGAAAAUAUGCAAGACUCGCAGAAGACAGACGAAGAGGAAACAGUGGGACUCCAAGACAUGCUGACAAAAUCAGGUGUGGUCUACGCUCACAAGAACGAAGAGGUGGUGAAUGCUCGAUUACUUCGUGGCCAAAAGAAUGAAGAACCCGUCGAUGUCAUCGAUUCAGGCGACGAGGAGCGCGAAACGAGCACCAGGAGAACGAGAGCUACUCGGGUGACAGAAGAAAAGACCGUCCGAAAAUCAGCAUCAACAACAAGAAGGGAACCAAAACAAAGACAGGGAGAAGCGGAGGGAUCAAAAGCUCCAAAGGAAACAAAACCAAAGCAAAGACAGCGGAGCGAUCAAACAGCCAAAGAAUUGGAUCGCUCCAAAGAACCAACAGCGGCGAAGCAAAAGCCAGCGACGAAAAAAUCGGAGCUCUUCUCCGAGCUCGCCAAGUUCAAAGGAUUGGGCGUCAAAGAAUUUAGCCAGUGGAUGGUAUCGGCGAGCCAAAAAGAAAGAGAAGAACUCCUCGCAAAUUUCCGAGAGAGAAAAUGAAAGAAUCUCCACCAUUGAAUACUGGCCGUUCGAUUAACUGGUACAAAUCUCCGUCGUUGGAUUUUAAA